UUCGACUUGUUGUGUUUUCUGUUACUCCAAUCGCCAUCUUGUUGCCAGUGAAGUAAUGUGUUUCUGAUGAAUUUCGGGAGCGCCCUGGAUGUCUUAUGACUGUCUUUGGAAGCCAGUGGAUUAUACUGUGAUUUAACCCACCACAUAUAUCUGCAUCAAGGGCUUGCAUACAUUUGUUUUUUGACGGGAACGUAUUGUAUCGGUGUUCAAAAUGAGUAUCGAUACUCUAUUGGAAGCGGCCAGGUAUUUGGAGUGGCAAGCCCAGCAACAACAGAUUACACGUGAGGAGGAGGAGCGGCGAGAGAAGGCCCUGCUGUCCCGUGAGGCCGAGCAGAAGCUCUCCGCCCCCAUUAUCCAGUCUGUCCAAGUUAACCAUGUGACCUGGGCCGAGGACAUGCGGCUCGAGCCACACCGCCACCACCAGCACCACCCUCCGGUCCCGCCCCCUCCCCUCCCACCACCUGUUUCCAUAGCUGUCAUUCCAAUCCCGGUGGUCCCUGCCAACCCUGCGGCCCCUCCCAUUCAGACUGCUCCGUCCCUCCACACAGCCUCCCCUAUACCAGUGGUCACACCCUUGGCCACAGCCCUGUCCCCACCAGCAGCCCCCCUCCUCAGCCCCAAUGGCAAGGACGCCCACUCCCCUCCGCAGCAGCAACAGCAGCAGCAUCGUCACUUGAUUGCACAUGUAAAAGCAGAAGCUAACACCUUGCCUCUGUCGAAUAACAGUCCUAAGCAGCAGCCACAGCCACAGCCGCAACAAACGCAGGCAUUGCUGCAACCCUAUCCAGCCCCCAUCAUAGCAGCCCAGCAUCCACCACAGCAACAUGCCCUCCUGCCCCAACCAGCAGUACCCCAACCUCAGCCCACGCUGGCCCAGGGUCAGAUAGGCCAACCACCCAGGGCUAAUGGAGCCACUGUGGAAGAGCCGCGCAACCUGGAUGGGAAAAGGAGACCUGGAGGGGCUGGAACUCGAGAAGUUCACAACAAGCUGGAAAAGAACAGACGAGCACAUCUGAAAGAAUGUUUUGAGACCCUCAAGAGGAACGUUCCUAAUGUGGAUGAAAAGAAGACGUCCAAUUUGAGCGUCUUGAGGAGCGCUCUCCGCUACAUCCAGACUUUGAAGCGGAAAGAAAAGGAGUAUGAGCAUGAGAUGGAGCGCUUGGCACGGGAGAAGAUCGCCACUCAGCAGAGACUCGCCGAACUGAAGAAUGAGUUGAGCCAAUGUAUAGAUAUCAUGGAGAUUGACAGGAUACUCCGACAAACUGUCCAGCCGGAAGAUGAUCAGGCCUCCACAUCAACAGCAUCAGAGGGUGAAGACAACUUCGACCAAGACGCAGAUGACGACAUCCUGUCCUCCCCGCCCUCGUCUUCUGCAGCCAAACCGUCUGCCCCGGCACCAUCGGAGCCCCGGGCUGCCAUGCCUCCACCCGCCAUUCUCCCUACGCAUAUCUCCAUACAACACAAACCCGCCACACCACCCUCCGCUCCACCCAAUCAACCCCAGCCCACAGUGGUCACUCCUCAAGCCAUCGCACCUGCGCCCCCUUCCCAUGUCGUUUCUCCUCAACAGCCGACAGUCAUCACCCAUGCCUCUGUAUCCCACGCGUCCGUCAUCCAAGCUGUCAACCACGUCAUCCCAGCUGGGCCUAAACAUCUGGCGCAUAUUGCGCCCUCUAGUGGCGGCCAGCCUAUAGGACACAUCACCGUGCAUCCCGUCGCCCACCUACCCGCGGCCAUUUACCCGCAGUCGGUGGCCGUCUCGCAGCCGGCGGUGGUGGGGCACAUCACGCACACGUUGGCGCACCACCCGCACACUCACGCCCAAGUUAACGGCACGCCGGUCACGGGCCAGCAGGCCACCGUAGUGGGAAAGCCAACGGCAGUGGUCGCUCACCAUCACACCGGGCUGGUGGGCCAGACGGUGCUCAAUCCGGUGACUAUGGUAACUGUUCCUCCUUUUCCCGUCAGCACGCUAAAGCUGGCCUGAGAGAAAAGAGAGGCUGCACAGAAAGAGAGACUAAUCGCUAAAAGGACGACUAGAUCCCAUUCAGAAAUUCACUACUGUCGCUCCUACACGCCAGGACCUCGUUGGGAUCGGAGCGUGUGCUCAUUUGCUUGUAGAAGGGGCUUGCGUGUCUUUUGCCAUGCAGCGUUGGAAUGAAUUUCAUGUAAUGCACUUGCUUAACUAAAUUCGAAGACAUUGGUCAGUCUUUAGUAAUGUGAGAGUGGAGUGCUAAAACAAAUCAAUUCUGUCUUCUAUCUCCCUGGCAUCCUUUGUUCUGUAUGCAAAUUAUCUCACGCUUUACAUUCAUCCACCAAAAAAUCUCAAAAACGAGUGCUUAAAGGUCAGUACUGAAAGCAUGCCGAAAAAACGUUUACUGUGUAACUAUUUUAGAGGCUUUUAAUAACUCAAAAGGGGCUUUUGACUAAAAAACAGGUACAUUCAGACUUCAGAUCAGGUUUCUCAAAGUGUCUUUGUAUUUGGGAGCAAAUGUAAGUGCCUAAGCCCCAAUUCAAGCCCAGUGGCGCCACCUGCUGCCUACGCAAUGCAACAACAUUGCUGAAAAUGAAGCGCAAGCGCAUUAGACUGCCAUGACCUGACCUACAGUCACAGACGUCUGUUGGCAAGAAACACAAAGUCUUAAAAGUGUCGAAUGGGUUGUAAGGAAACUCAACUAAUAUACAAUAAGACGUAUUUGAGUGCUCAGAUAUUAACUUAAUAAUACUUCGUAAUACUUGAUUAACGUUUCAAAUGAUUAAAACGUUACGUACGGCGCGUGACAGGGCGCGUCGAGAUGUCGGGCAUUUCCAUUUCUUCAAAUCAGCAGUUACCAAUGUUUUCGUGCUUGUAGCAACACGAUGAGAACCGUCGAAUGAAGUCUUAGGAAAUACGUUAACGUAAAUCAAUCUUGUUCGUCACGGUGCUGUUGUGUGUCCAUUCUACGUUUAUCGCCGCACAGCCAUUUUUCAUUAACUACGCGUGAUUGUGUAAACUGUCGUAAAGUAGGCGCUUGUUUAUAAGCAUUUUAGAAGGUUUAACACAUGCUGUUUUCUGUUUCAUUGACUUCAGGACAAAAAAAGCCCCUUUGCCAUUAGCAGUGCUUCUCUUAAAGUCAGCCUGUCUGUCAUUCUCAGCGCACUCGCUUGGUUGAACCUGCACAAUUUAGCCAUCUGACCGUUUCCCUAUGUACACUUGACGGUUUGCUGUCGAUGGUUAGGUACACCACGUUGUUGCUUUAUUACUGUCACUUUCAAACGGAACACUGUGAUUCCUGCUCUUAACAUCCUCUUCCUGCUGCAAACCCCCCAAAAUCGAGGUUUGGAUUUUCUGUUUGAUUUCCUUUUUCUUUUUUUGGGGAUGUGAAGAUGGAAUAAUACAUGCUGUGCUUCACACUCAGUUAAAAACAAACAAACAAACAAAAAAAUAGCCUAACCUUUGUGAAAUUUCUUAGUGUGUUUUGUUUUUCAUUUUUUUUAAAUAUAUGUGUAUGGAUGUAUGUAUAUAUGUGAGGUAUAUGCACGCAUUCACAUAUAUGUGUAUGUAUUUUAGGAUUAUACUGAUGCCUGGUUUUGCAUGUAGAUUGCAGUUUUUGUUUGUUUGUUUAAAUGUUAAUCCCUCCCCCUUAUUUUGUUUUUUUGGGACCAUGUAUCAUACUGUAUGAUGUGGGCGGGACCGUUAGACCUCAUUCUACAUUGAUAUUAUAUAUAAAUAUAUGAAAAACUGUGCAUUUUCCCUAUGGAGAAAGUUUAAGUUAUAUAUCGCCUGUACAUUUUGGGCUGCAUUAAGAUCGAAUUGUCCACCAUGUUUAACUGAAAUAGUAAUAAAACUUAUUAAAAUAUGCUAGAUUACUACAAAAAACAUAUUGACGAUUCAUAAUAAAUCUUAUGACAUUUACAAGUCAA
Messenger RNA from Labeo rohita (rohu), 3903 nucleotides. RefSeq names its product MAX network transcriptional repressor b (gene mntb). The coding region runs from base 212 to 1987 and encodes 591 amino acids. The transcript has 6 exons. The record is from RefSeq and is a predicted model, not a curated record. Lineage: Eukaryota; Metazoa; Chordata; Actinopteri; Cypriniformes; Cyprinidae. Gene Ontology annotation, molecular function: protein dimerization activity; RNA polymerase II cis-regulatory region sequence-specific DNA binding; DNA-binding transcription factor activity, RNA polymerase II-specific. Gene Ontology annotation, biological process: regulation of transcription by RNA polymerase II.